ACCAGGAGGAGGAGGGGCAGACGGGGCCAGCGCCGUCCGUGCCCGCAGACCGCGCUCGCCGCGACUCCCCGAGUCCGGACCGGCAGGAGGAGGAGCGGGAACCCCGUCCGCCCGUCCGUCCGCGGCGGCGGCGGCGGCGAUGAUGCAGCUGUGCGAGUCGUCCAAGCAGAAGCACUCGCUGUUCCACGCCAUGAACCGCUUCAUCGGCGCCGUGAACACCAUGGACCAGACGGUGAUGGUGCCCAGCCUGCUGCGGGACGUGCCGCUGCCGCAGGCCGAGCGGGCCCCCGGGGCCGGCGGGGGAACCCCGGGGCCGGGGACGGACGGCGGGGCCGGGGGCUUCUUCGGCCCCAGCCGGGACAUGUACGGCCACUACGUGCUGCUCAAGUCCAUCCGCCACGACAUCGAGUGGGGGGUCCUGCAGCCCCCGGCCCCGCCCGACGAGGCCCGCCGGGGCAAGGACCGGCCCACGGCCGACGGGGACGGGGCCGCCGGCGGAGCCCCGGGGCCCGAGGAGGACCUGGAGCAGCAGUUCCACUACCACCUAAGGGGCCUCCACACCGUCCUCGCCCAGCUCACCCGCAAGGCCAACGUCCUCACCAACAGGUACAAGGAGGAGAUCGGCUUCGGGAGCUGGGGAAACUGAGGCCAGGGCCCGCCGGGAAGGACGGGGCUUGCCAACGGGGGCGGCCGCCCUGCGCGCGGCGCUAAGCCGAAGAAAGGGCCGCCCGGUCGCAGCGGACCCUCCGAGGCGCUCAGCACGGCGCUCCGCCCCCGGGAAGCGCUCAGUAAGCGCCCGACGAACCUCCCGGUGCAAAGGCGGGGCCGCAGGAGGUUGCAUCGGUGUUGCACUCUUAUUUUUUAUUAUUAUUAUCACGAUGAUUACAUGUCACAACAGCGGGAAACGGCAAGCGGGGGACCCCGCACCCGCGCAAAAAAGAGCGAUGGCUGAUGGCGGGGCCCGUGCGGGCCUUCUCCGUCAACGCCCCUCCGUCUUCUGCUACGCGGCUCCCCUCCCUCGGCCCCACCCCCUCCGGGGGCGGAAUGUGGGCCGAGAAGCCAACGAAAAUAAUAAUAAAAUUGCAACGAUUCAAAUAGACUCACCGCUCCCCCGAUGGAACCACCUGACGGUUCUGGUUUUGCUCCUCGCCAGAACGAUGAAGGGUUCCAGGGUUGUAUAGGUAUACCUUUAUUUAAGACUUGUUUUUGUUUUUAUCCAGAUGUAGAGUUCUAUUCUAAAAAAGAAAACCCCAGUAAUAAAUAUGCAAAUGUAUUAACUCA
Tachyglossus aculeatus (Australian echidna) is the source of this 1281-nucleotide messenger RNA. It is a transcript of the gene MID1IP1, whose product is annotated as MID1 interacting protein 1. The coding region runs from base 140 to 646 and encodes 168 amino acids. Lineage: Eukaryota; Metazoa; Chordata; Mammalia; Monotremata; Tachyglossidae. The record is from RefSeq and is a predicted model, not a curated record. Gene Ontology annotation, cellular component: cytosol. Gene Ontology annotation, biological process: regulation of lipid biosynthetic process. The transcript is spliced from 2 exons.